AUGAUAUCUAAAUUUAAACAAAUUUUACUACUGAUUCUCAUCUUAAAUUAAUCAAAAGCUAGUUUUUAAAGUUAUUAUUGGAUUAGUAGCUAAACCCAAAGUAUUAAUUGAUAAUAUUUUUAGACUUAAACAGUAUACAAUGGGAUACAAUUUGUUCCUGUUGUUCAUUUUAAUAUGAAUUAUGUGGCUUAGAAACGAUAUUAGUUAUUAAUUAAUGCUCUUUGAAUGAUUACAAUUAAAUAGUAUUUAAAACUCUCAGGUUAUAACCUCAUUACCAAAUUAAACUUACAUUUAUUUUUUGGAGGUAAUACAUCUUACACAAUAUUAGAAUUGAUGAAUGGAAUGAUUAUGACUUUGAUGUUUAUUUAGAUUAUUAAAGAGUACACUCAAAUUAAUAUUCCCACAUAACUAGUAAUUAAAAUAUAUGUAGAAAUUCACUUUAUAAUGAUGAAUUAUAUCCAAUAUCAAUUACUAUUCCUCAUACAAUGACAUCUAUUACAGUUAUGUUAGUUGUAGAAAGAGGAAUUUGGGGAAUAUCUUAAAUGAUUUUAGAAGCCAAAUUAUGUCCAGUAGAUUGUGAAUCUUGUAUAGAAAAUCAAUGUUUAGAUUAAUUCCUACAUUUUUCUACAUUAGUAUAACAAUUAGUAGUUAAUUCAUCUGAGGGUUGGUUAACAAAUAAUUAAAUUUAGACUACAAUUUAGACGUUUCUCUGUAAUUUUUAUUUCUAUAAUAGAGGCCAAAUUUCUUUAACCAAAUGCAAAUCAUCUAAUAAAUGAAAUUGAAUUAAUUCCUCAUCAAGCAAUAAGUAUAUAAAUUAAAGUGCUUAUUUAUAAUUCAAAUCCAACAGAAAUCAAUAUUGAAAUUGAUGAUGUUCUAAUAUCAAGAACAUAAUAUACAGAGGGUUGGAUAAAAUAUAAGAAUGGUUAUGGAUAUAGAUCUUAAAAAUCAAUAAGCAUCCAUUAAUAUCCUCACAUUAAUGAUAAAGCCAAAAUCUCUAUCUCUCUUUAAUUAACCAAAUAAGAACCUACUUUCUCAUUAUAUUUUGCGAUUCGAGAUUUUCAACUAUUUCUAAAAUCUUCUUUAUUUGAAUAUCCUUGUAAUGAUGAUAAUCUCUUACCAUAUGAUGGAUGUUUUUAAAAAAACUUUGAUUGUAUAGAAGGUUGUAGUAAUUGUGUUAGAGGAUUAUGUUUGGAUUGUAAAGUAGGUUGGGAAUAUUUUGAGAAAGAAUACCUAUGUAUUCCGAUUUGCGGUGAUCUCAUAAUUACUUUUAAUGAAGAAUGCGAUGAUGGUAAUAAUAUACUUUAUGAUGGUUGUUAUUAAUGUAAACAUUCUUGUCCCUAAAAUUGUAGGAUCUGUGAAUUUGGAAAAUGUUUGGAAUGUAAUGUAAAUUAUUAAUUAUCUUCAAAUAAAAAACAAUGUAAUUCAAUUUGCUUUAAUGAUGUAAAAAUCUUAAAUGGAAUUUUUCAAUACUAGAGUAGCAGAGAAUGGGAUAGUAAUUAAUAAUGUUAAUAAAGUUGUUAAUUAGAGUGUAAAUUAUGCAUAGAUAAUAAUUGUUACUAAUGUAUUGAUGGGUGGAAACUUGAAAAUAAUGAAUGUAAUAAAUUUUGUGGAGAUGAAUAAGUUGCUAUUAAUUCUAUAGAAUUGUGUGAUGAUGGAAAUUAUAAUGAUAAUGAUGGUUGUUAUUAAUGUUAAUUUGAAUGCAUACCUUAUUGUUAUUUUUGUUCAAAUUAAACUACUUGUUUAUUUUGUUAAUAAUAUUUCAUUUUAUAAGAUAAUUAAUGUCUUCCAAAUUGUGGAGAUGGAAUUAUUAUAUAAGAUUUAGAGGAGUGUGAAGAUUUAAAUGACAAACCUUAUGAUGGAUGUUAUUAAUGUAAAUAUUCAUGUAUAUAAAACUGUGAAAUAUGUUAAUUAGGAAUCUGUUUAUAAUGUAAUAAAGGAUAUAUAAUCUUUGAUAAUUUUUGUAUGA
This is a messenger RNA of Paramecium pentaurelia, 1966 nucleotides long. NCBI's taxonomy places the organism in Eukaryota, Ciliophora, Oligohymenophorea, Peniculida, Parameciidae. The record is from the annotation of a GenBank genome assembly.